Oryza brachyantha (malo sina) is the source of this 1765-nucleotide messenger RNA. RefSeq names its product ferroptosis suppressor protein 1-like. Lineage: Eukaryota; Viridiplantae; Streptophyta; Magnoliopsida; Poales; Poaceae. The record is from RefSeq and is a predicted model, not a curated record. The transcript has 2 exons. Gene Ontology annotation, molecular function: electron-transferring-flavoprotein dehydrogenase activity; flavin adenine dinucleotide binding. Gene Ontology annotation, cellular component: cytoplasm. Bases 161 to 1279 code for a protein of 372 amino acids.
CUUCUGACAGGUGAGGCAUCCUCCUUGUAAUAAUGAAAUCUGAAAGGCCGAUCGACACAGGGAGAGGAUGAGCUCGUCGACCGAUCGACACAACAAAAUUUGCAGAAUUUCCUUUUGGCGGCACUUGGAUCAAUUGGUGUGAUCAAUUGCGGCGUCAGCCAUGCUCCGAUCCACCGGCGACCGCGUGGUCAUCGUCGGCGGCGGCAUCGCCGGCGCCCUCCUCGCCAGGACGCUCCAGAACCACGCCGACGUCGUCCUCAUCGACCCGAAGGAGUACUUUGAGAUCCCGUGGGCGAACCUGCGCGCCAAGAUGGAGCCGGCGGCGGUGGAGCGCACGGUGAUCCCGCACACGGAGUACCUCACGAACGCCAAGGUGGUGACGGCGUCGGCGGUGGGCGUGGACGACUCCGUCGUGCUCACCUCCGUCGGCUGCACCGUCGCCUACGACUUCCUCGUCGUCGCCACGGGCCGCAUGUGCAACCGGCCGCAGAAGCGGGAGGAGCGGCUGCAGACGUUCGAGCAGGACAAGGCGCGGAUCGCGUCGGCGGAGUCCGUGCUCGUCGUCGGCGGCGGGCCCAUCGGCGUGGAGCUCGCGGCGGAGAUCGUGAUGGGGAACCCCGAGAAGCGCGUGACCAUCGUCCACGGCGGGCCGCGGCUGCUGAUGGUGAUGGGCGAGAAGGCGUCGGCCAAGGCGCUGGAGUGGCUCCGCUCCAAGAACGUCACCGUGCUGCUCGACCAGACCGUCGACGUCGCCGCCGCGGGCGUCUCCCCCGACGACAAGGUCUUCACGACGUCCGCCGGGGAGACGGUCGCCGCCGACUGCCACUUCGUAUGCACCGGCCGCCCCAUCGCGUCGGGGUGGCUGCGGGACUCGUUCCUCGGCGACCACGUCGACGAGAACGGGAGGGUGGUGGUGGACGAGCACCUCCGGGUGGGCAAGCUGAGGAACGUGUUCGCCAUCGGCGACAUCACCGACGUGCCGGAGGCGAAGCAGGGGUACCUGGCGCAGCGGCACGCCAUGGUGGUGUCCCGCAACCUGAAGCUGCUGGUGAAGGGCGGCGAGAGCAGGGAGCACAAGCUGCACCGGUACAAGGCGUCCAAGGUGAACAUCACCAUCACGCUCGGCCGCCGCGACGCGCUGUCGGAGCUGCCGUUCAUGACGGUCAUCGGCCACCUUCCCGGCGCCAUCAAGCCCCGGGACCACUUCAUCUCUCGGACCCGCAGGAUGAUGGGCCUCAAGCUAAGUGCGCGCCAUGACCAAUCCAUGUUUCGCAUCUGAAACUUGGAUCGAUCAUGCACGCACUAUAUAUCUAUGGAUUCAGGUGCGUAGCUAGGGGUAGUCCAGGUGAACGUGUGACUACCUCUAUUUUGGUCUAUGAAGACAACACCUAUGUUAUUUAUAUAUUUGCAUGUAUUACUUUUUAAUUAAAAUUUUACUCGCAUUUGUGAUAUGUAGCGUUUAAAACUUUUGAUUUGUGAUGUUGACUUGUGUCGUAGGAAUAUCCAAUGAAAAAUUUCUGACUACAGCAUAAUCAAGUAUUUGCCACCGACGCAUUGAAUUAACACGCUUGGACCUUAGACUGGGCUAUAUGAAUUUUGGUACAAGUCCAACACAAACUUGCUCAGUUUUUAUCAUAUCAUCGGCCGAUAUAUAUGGGUUGAUUUUUUCUUACACAUGAUCUUACUAGCUAGCAUUGUCCGUGAUAGCGCUACGGUAUGUAUGGUGAUGACCAGCAAGCAGUCACAUUGAAAGAAAAUAUCAAAG